Nymphalis io (European peacock) is the source of this 5785-nucleotide messenger RNA. RefSeq names its product probable E3 ubiquitin-protein ligase HERC4 (gene Herc4). Bases 567 to 3764 code for a protein of 1065 amino acids. The record is from RefSeq and is a predicted model, not a curated record. NCBI's taxonomy places the organism in Eukaryota, Metazoa, Arthropoda, Insecta, Lepidoptera, Nymphalidae. The transcript is spliced from 20 exons. Gene Ontology annotation, molecular function: ubiquitin-protein transferase activity.
AUAAUUAUAUAUACUGUGGCUAAAAAGUAAAAACGAAGAUUGUUCUGGAUUUACCAAAUCAGUUUAAAUUAAUUUUAUUUAGGAACAAUGUCGUAGAAAAUUUAUAGUUUAGAAAGUCUGCUCAGGGGUGAUCUUACUUGUUUUUCGCGUUGCCUUGAAUAUUUACCAGGUUAGACUAAGGAGAGUUUAAAUAAAAAGAGUACCUUUUAACAAAAUUAAUAAAUCAUCGAAACCUAGUUUUUCUAGAAUAUACAUGCGUGAAUAAAAUCCCAAGAUUAUCACUUCAUACUAUACUUAUAAAAUCAUGUAAAUUGCUUAGUACGCUAUUGUAUUGAAAAACGUUUACCCGGGGAAAUAAAAAAAUAUACAUACAGGUAACAUGCGUGCUAUUCAACUUUCAGCCAGAGCAUAAUGCUAAAAACUAAAUGAAAACAAUUUUCUCGUAUUCGUAAACUGGUACAUUGUUGUAACUUGUUCAACUCAUUACUUAUGGGUAUCUAAAUCUUAAUUUGACAAAUAAGCAUAUUAGCUACUUAUUUAUUGAAUAAAUAGAAAUCUGGAAGAAAAUGUUUUGUUGGGGUAAUGCAACUCAUCAUGAACUCAUCAUUGAGGAUUCUGACAGCAUGGGCAUGGUCAUUAAGCCAACACUUUCUAAAUGGAAAGAGAGUAAACAUAUAAAAAGUGUAGCAGCUGGGGACUUCCAUACUCUUUACUUAACAAAACUGGGGCAUCUAUAUUCUUGUGGCAGUAACGAGCUAGGACAACUUGGUAGGCAUAUUGAACACAACAAAGACAAACCACCAGACAUCGAAAUAAUUUUAAAAUCAAGUACAAUAUCAGCCAUAGCUUGUGGUUCACAACAUUCAAUGGCAUUGGAUGAAUGGGGUCAAGUGUUUAGUUGGGGCUCCGAUAAUAUGGGGCAGCUCGGUAGCAACCCUGGGACUUAUACUCAAGAUCAACCUAAGAUAAUUAAGUUCCUUGCAACAAAAAAUGUUAUCCAAAUUGCUUGUGGAUUUUAUCAUUCGAUUGCUUUAACAAAUAAUGGUGAACUCUAUGCCUGGGGAGCAAACACAUAUGGCCAGUGUGGCUUAGGCACCAAAUCAAACAAGGAAACCACACCACAACAAAUUAGUUCACUACUUGGCAUACCUAUAGCGAUGAUUGCUUGUGGUGGUAACCACACUUUUGCCUUAUCACACUCAGGUGCUGUAUUUGGGUGGGGCAAGAACAUGUAUGGGCAGUUAGGAUUGCAGGAUAGAGAAAACAGAUGUUAUCCAACACAUUUGAAAACUUUAAGAAAUGUCAAGGUUUGUCACAUAUCAUGUGGUGAAGAAUUUACUACAUUUCUUACUCUCGAUGGAGGUGUGUUUUCAUGUGGAACUGGAGAAUAUGGACAGACAGGCCAUGGAACCACAAAAGAUGAACUAGUGCCAAAAAAGGUGAUGGAGCUGAUGGGCAGCACGGUGACGCAGGUGGCGUGCGGGCGGCGCCACGUGCUGUGCCGCGUGGGCGAGCGCGUGCUGGCGUGCGGGCACGGCGCGCGCGGCCAGCUGGGCUGUCCGCACGCGCCCGUCGCGCUCGUGCCCACGCCCGUGCCCUUCGCACCGCGCGACGGCGAGCCGCCAAGGAAGAAAUCCAAGGUGGAGAGUUUCACGCCAUUCCGUAAACACCCUGGUGCCGGCCCAUCCAAACCUAAUUUCUCAAAGGAUGGAUUUAAUGGCCCCGUAAAAGUGUUCGCGGGCGGAGACCACAGCUUCUUGACGGUUAGCAGCGACAAGAACGAGACGGUCGAUUUUAGGAUCCCCGAUCCUACGAGGCAGAUAUUGACCCUUAACUUUGCUAAACUCACAGCUUGUAACACCGUUAAAGACAACGACGUCGUGAGUCAGGAUUUAAUGGCUUAUUUGGAGACGGUGUUUGGAUCGCUGGCUUGUAUGAAUGCUUCAUUUCUAAUGGAUGAUAACGCCCAUUUUGGUUGCAAUACGAAGGUCCCGGGAGUCAAUUUGAAGAAAGCAGAAGAAGCUUUUACUUUAAUUAGUCGAUUUGAAAACAAAACAAUACAGGAACUUAUAUUCAGUUACUUGACCGAAUAUAUCAUAAAAAAAGUAAAGGUCUCUCCACCUGAUGCUGAAGCAUUAAGAGUUUUCUUGAUUCUACCGCUGUAUCACGAAAUGAGAAAUCCACGUCGUCAUCCGGAAUUACAGGGUCCCUUCGCGGAGGCCUACAACAAGCUGUCGGCGCCGCCGCAGCGCAUCGUGCAGUUGUGGUGGGAGGCGCAGUCGGCAGAGUACUUCGAGAUGCUCGUCGAUAUAUUCAAAAGCGUGUUCGUGUACGAGAUGAUGCAACCCAGCGUACGAGCGAAUAAAAAAAUGAACUUCUCUAGAAGUGUAGUCCAAAUUUUAAAUACAUUGACAACACUUAAUAAAAUAAACUUUACAAAUCCGAAGAAUCCCAAAAUAGCUGCAGAAUGUUUUUACAUAGAAGAUCUAUCAAGCCAUGUCGAUAUUGCUUGGGAUUAUAUAAGUUGGCUUACAGAUCAAGACUCAGUUCAGCCUCAUCUAUGUAACUACGCGUUCUUAUUCGACGUUCCAUGUAAGUCGCUGCUGUUGAAGAUAGAUCAACAGCUUCAAAUGCAAAUGGCUGUCAACCGAGCCGCUACACAAAUGUUCACACGGCUCAUCAUGGACCCCUCGUAUGAAUAUCACAGAGACCAGUUCCUUAUACUGACCGUGUCGAGGAACCACAUAGUGAGAGACACAAUGCUGCAGAUUAGUAAUCAUGACACGUCGCAAUUGAAAAAGCCGCUAAGAGUAGAAUUUGUUGGUGAAGAAGCAGAAGACGCGGGCGGCGUGAAGAAAGAGUUUUUCAUGUUGCUCCUGAAGGAAAUUUUCGAUCCUGUCUACGGCAUGUUCAAGCAAUCGGAGGAGACGAACAUGAUUUGGUUUUCGAAUAACCCUUUCGAAGAAGAAGUCAUGUACUAUUUGAUAGGUGCGAUAUACGGCCUUGCUAUAUACAACUCGAUCAUUAUCUACGUGCCGUUCCCUCUGGUGCUGUACAAGAAGAUACUGGGCGAGUCAGUGAUGCUGGACGACCUGUCCGACUUGUAUCCCACGUUGGCCCACAGUCUGAAGCACUUGUUGGACUAUGAAGAGGACGAUGUCGAGGAAGUAUUCAGCUUAUGUUUCGCCGUCAACACAGAGGUGUUCGAGCAAAUUCAAGUACAUCCUUUAAAGGAGAACGGUGAAAAUUUGCCCGUAACGCAUGAAAACAAGUCGGAAUAUGUCGAUCUGUAUGUCGAUUUCCUUCUCAACAAAUCAGUGGAAAAACAAUUUAAAGCAUUCAAUCAAGGAUUUCAAAAGGUAUGCGGUGGUCGAAUAAUCAAAUUAUUUAGAUCGCAUGAGCUCAUGUCGGUUGUAAUAGGUAAUGAAGAGUACAACUGGGAAUUAUUUGAAAGCAAUUGUGAAUACGAAAAUGGGUAUUCGGCGACCGACCAACAAGUCAGGUGGUUCUGGGAAGUAUUUCACGAACUGUCAAUUGAGGACAAGAAAAAGUUCCUACUGUUCCUUACGGGUAGUGACCGCGUUCCUAUACAAGGAAUGAGAGACAUAAAGAUAAAAAUACAACCAGUCGCUGAUGAUAGAUUCUUCCCCGUAGCUCACACGUGUUUUAAUCUUCUAGAUCUUCCUCGUUAUAAGACUAAAGAGAGAUUGAAGUAUCAUCUCGUGCAAGCUAUUCAACAGACGCAGGGUUUCUCGCUUGUUUAAAUAAUUGUAUUUAUCAUGUUUUUAAACCGACUAUGUUUUUUUCCCACAUCAUCGCGUUUAGUUAAAUUCUUGUUUUUAAUACUUGACUUAACAUAUUAUUUAAUUACUUCGUGGCUAAUUUAACUUGUCAUGACAGUGCUCAUGAAACUAGACUGAUAUUUUACUGUAAUUAAGAUGUCAACAUCCUUAUAUGCUAUGAUUUAACUUAUAACUAUUUCGAUUGUUACUUUAUAAAAUCUAAUGUUUUGAUGUUAUAUGACAAAUGUCUUUGACAUGAUGAUGAUGAUGAUGAUGAUUUGUGUUUAAUUUAAAUUAUUGCGUAAUUUAGCUAAAAACUCGUUAAUUAAUAAAUUGUUGAUGGCGAAAUAAGGUAAUGUCAUCACUAAUAUGCAUAAAUUAUUAUAGCGAGGUAUUGAAUUUAAAAUGUUAUCGUCACAAAAUGACGAAAGUUAAUAAAGCAAUCAAAAAUGUAGACACGGAUAAAGUGUGUCGAAUGAAACAUUGCAUUUUAUCUUACCGUUAAAACGUUUGCUUAUAAAUACGCCUGCUUCUUUAAUAAAUACAGUUGGAACUGAUGCUAUAAAUAUAACAAUGAGCGAAAAACUAUUGCAAACCUUUCAUAAAAAUUGACUAUCUAUUACAAAUGAAAUAUAUAUUUUGUAAGUUAUUUGGUAUUUAAAUAAAUCAGCUUGUAAAUUUAAACAUGAAAAUCUGCUACAUGUGUUUUCACCAACACACAUUGGAGCAAUCCGGUGGAAGAAGCUCCAUAUGUCCUCAAAAAGAGAAAAGGUGGAGACCCUAAUGAAAAGUUCUUGGCUGUGGGACAUUUUCAGGAUGUUGAUUUUCUUAAUGAAAAUUCCGCUGGUUAAGCUUCACAUGUUCUAUCUACUAGACCAUCUAUUCUCUUUAAUUUUAUUAAUUAUUUCUAAUUGCCGGUUAUCAGAUAUUUCAUAGUUAUAGAUAUAGAUUGUUUGAUAGUUAUAUAUACCAUGAGUAUUGGAGACACUUAAAUAAAAGGUUAAUGAGGAUGAAUUUUUUUCGGACUUCCUCCUUAUAAUAACAUUGAAUAUCUCCUACAUAUGUACUGUGAAUUAUUCUGAAUCAAAAUAUAGAAAAUAAAAGAAAUCACCUUAAAGCAUUUGAAACAACCGUAACUGAAAUUUAAAUUUCUCUUCUUUCGAUUCCUAGAAAUUUGUAAAUUGAGAUACGAAAAAUCUAAUAAACAUAAUCUUAAUCGAAAAGUCUUAAUUGUCCCUUAUAGGUGGUAGUUCUUCAAUCAAAAUCCUGGAAUGAUAUAAAUUGGCUUAGUCCAAUUCGGUUAACUGCAAGUUCAAAGGUAUAAGUGUUACCAUAUUAAAAAAUGAAUGUGUUUUUAAAGCGAAUUCUUAAUAAAGUAUAAUAAAUUAAUUCAAUAUUGUUAUUAAAUUUUUAUUGUUUAGAAUAGUGGUUUAAAGAUAUUUGUUUUAUUUUUUAUUCCUGGUUUUUAUUCUGGGUAGGUACCACCCACUCAUCAGAUAUUCUACCGCAAAACAGCAGUACUUGGUAAUGUUGUCAUCCGGUUUGAAGGGUGAGUGAGCCAGUGUAGUUACAGGCACAAGGGAAAUAACAUCUUAGUUCCCAAGGCUGGUGGCGCAUUGGUGAUGUAAGCGAUGGUUAACAUUUCUUACAAUGCCAAUGUCUCCCUAGACAUUGGCAUUGUAAGAAACUCGCUUACACGCCCCUGCGUUGGUGACCACUUAUCAUCAGGUGGCCCAUAUGCUCGUCCGCCUUCCUAUUCUAUAAAAAAAAAUCCAUAAUAAUUUUUAAUAUUGAAUAGCUGGUAGAGGAAUUAUAAUUUUAUAAAACUAAGUUGAUCGAAUUUUCUGCUUAGUAGUAAAAGAACUGAAUAAUAAUUAUAUAAAAAUAUAUUCUUGGUGUAUUUAAAAAUGAAACUUAAUAUUUGUCUAUUUACAUGAUUUUUAUCUAUGCUCAUUACGAUUAUAUUAAAAUCUAUAUUCCAUUAAAGCUAAAUGUAAUUAACG